Messenger RNA from Blumeria graminis f. sp. triticale, 1164 nucleotides. Lineage: Eukaryota; Fungi; Ascomycota; Leotiomycetes; Helotiales; Erysiphaceae. The record is from the annotation of a GenBank genome assembly.
AUGAACGGUCAUAAUGAGAAUAAUGGAACAUCCCCGUCUGCUACAGAGCCGAUGAGGUCUCGAGUACAAGCAAUUUACUCUGUAGAAUCGUCGCGAACACUUGAGCGCUUUGUCCGUCAAUAUUUGCAGCUUUAUGCGAGAAUUGACUAUCCAGAUGGAAACGAAUUGAAGCCUGACUUCGUACAGCAAUGGUUGUUUACUCACCUCUUUUCUAGAGAGUGCAACCGCAAGCACCCAGUUCGAUAUAAGCUUCGAGUCUUGAAAGAGUUAAUGAACAGAAUUGAAUCCUGCAUUGAUGAUUGGAAUGUUGAAGGCCUAUCUGACAAUCUCAUGGAUGUCCUUGGCGAUCUAUACAGUUCAGACAUGGCCACCUAUCUUAAUUCCUCAUUUGAGAGGUCUGAUAUCAUGUAUACGCUGUCAAAUCUCAGGGCCGAAUUCCUUCAUUCCGAUCCACCUCAUUAUUGCUCCAAUUUAUUCAAUCCGCCAUUGCUUUUCAGGGUACCAACUAUAACAAUUUGUGAGCCGAGUACAAUUCUAGCAACGGAUGGCUCUACAGGGGUUCGAACAUGGGAGGCAGCCUUACAUAUAGGAGACUAUCUCUGUUCACAUCCAGAGAUCAUAAGAGAUAAACGGGUACUUGAGCUUGGUAGCGGUACUGCAUACUUGUCUAUACUUUGCGCUCGUUAUCUUGGAGCUACGUUCACUUUUGCGACCGAUGGCUGUCCUGUCGCCAUCUCAACGCAUGAUUCCAACUUUCAACUAAAUAAUCUUCAUCCAGGUAGGAUAAGGAGUCAGCAACUUUUAUGGGAGGAACACCCUGGUGAUAGGUAUCUUUUCCCAGAAUUACAAAGGGGUGAGACUAUUGAUGUAAUCCUUGGUGCAGAUAUCAUUUAUGAAAUUCAGGGAAUAAUUGCACUUGUCAUGAUGCUUUCAGUACUUUUGGGAUAUUAUCCAAAGGCAAAAGUACUAAUAUCUGUAACGAUUAGGAACCCUAAUACAUUUGCAGAUUUUCUGUGUAGGUGCCAGCAGAGAGGAUGGCGAUUCACGGUGAUCGAGUGGAACGUUCAGCGGGAGCAGGACCAAAAUGGUCCGUUUAUUCAUGCAAUGGCACCAAUGAUAAUAAUCUCUUUAUGUACUGAGCCACGUCAACUAAUGCUGGCCUAA